AUGGGGGAGAUGGAGCAGCUGCGGCAGGAAGCAGAGCAGCUCAAGAAGCAGAUUGCAGAUGCCAGGAAAGCCUGUGCUGACAUUACUCUGGCAGAGCUGGUGUCUGGCCUAGAGGUGGCGGGACGAGUCCAGAUGCGGACGCGGCGGACAUUAAGGGGGCACCUGGCCAAAAUCUAUGCCAUGCAUUGGGCCACUGACUCCAAGUUGCUGGUCAGUGCCUCGCAAGACGGGAAACUCAUCGUGUGGGACACCUAUACCACCAACAAGGUGCACGCCAUCCCACUACGCUCCUCCUGGGUCAUGACCUGUGCCUAUGCCCCGUCAGGGAACUUUGUGGCAUGCGGGGGGCUGGACAACAUGUGUUCCAUCUACAGCCUCAAAUCCCGUGAGGGCAACGUCAAGGUCAGCCGGGAGCUCUCUGCUCACACAGGUUAUCUCUCCUGCUGCCGCUUCCUAGACGACAACAAUAUUGUCACGAGCUCAGGGGACACCACGUGCGCCUUGUGGGAUAUUGAGACUGGGCAACAGAAGACUGUGUUUGUGGGACACACGGGUGACUGCAUGAGCCUGGCUGUAUCUCCUGACUUCAAACUCUUCAUUUCGGGAGCCUGUGAUGCCAGUGCCAAGCUCUGGGAUGUGCGGGAGGGGACCUGCCGUCAGACUUUCACUGGCCACGAGUCGGACAUCAAUGCCAUCUGUUUCUUCCCCAAUGGAGAGGCCAUCUGCACGGGCUCAGACGAUGCCUCCUGUCGCCUGUUUGACCUGCGGGCAGAUCAGGAACUGACUGCCUACUCCCAUGAGAGCAUUAUCUGCGGCAUCACGUCCGUGGCCUUCUCCCUCAGCGGCCGCCUGCUCUUCGCAGGCUACGAUGACUUCAACUGCAAUGUCUGGGACUCCAUGAAGAACGAGCGUGUGGGCAUCCUUUCUGGUCAUGAUAACAGGGUCAGCUGCCUGGGGGUCACAGCUGAUGGGAUGGCUGUGGCCACUGGUUCCUGGGACAGCUUCCUCAAAAUCUGGAACUGAGGAGGCUGGAGGGAGCUGCAAUGCCAUGAAGACACUCAGCUGCCACCUUCCCCUUUCCAGUCGUUUUCAGGUUUUCUCUUCUGUAU
This is a messenger RNA of Cynocephalus volans (Philippine flying lemur), 1109 nucleotides long. RefSeq names its product G protein subunit beta 3 (gene GNB3). The transcript is spliced from 9 exons. Gene Ontology annotation, biological process: G protein-coupled receptor signaling pathway. The record is from RefSeq and is a predicted model, not a curated record. Gene Ontology annotation, cellular component: cytoplasm; heterotrimeric G-protein complex. Gene Ontology annotation, molecular function: protein binding; signaling receptor complex adaptor activity. Lineage: Eukaryota; Metazoa; Chordata; Mammalia; Dermoptera; Cynocephalidae. Bases 1 to 1023 code for a protein of 340 amino acids.